Molecule: messenger RNA, 2589 nt
Organism: Sporothrix brasiliensis 5110
Lineage: Eukaryota; Fungi; Ascomycota; Sordariomycetes; Ophiostomatales; Ophiostomataceae
Product: glycoside hydrolase family 43
Exons: 2
Coding region: 1-2589 (862 amino acids)
Biological process (GO): carbohydrate metabolic process
Molecular function (GO): hydrolase activity, hydrolyzing O-glycosyl compounds
Source: RefSeq, a predicted model, not a curated record
AUGCCUCGCGUUCGCAACCCCAUCCUGCCCGGCUUCCAUGCCGACCCUUCCGUCCUUCGGGUCGGCAAGGACUACUACAUUGCCACAUCCACGUUUGAAUGGUACCCGGGCGUCCAGAUCUACCACUCGACCGACCUCGCCGACUGGACGCUCGUCAGCCGGCCGCUCAACCGCGCGGCGCAGCUCGACAUGCGCGGCAACCCGGACAGCUGCGGCGUGUGGGCGCCGUGCCUGACGCACGACGGCAGCGAGUUUUGGCUCGUGUACUCGGACGUCAAGCGCAAGGACGGCAGCUUCAAAGACUCGCUCAACUACAUUGUGCACGCGCCCACCAUCACGGGGCCGUGGUCGGACCCCGUGUUUGCCAACGCCUCCGGCUUCGACCCCUCGCUGUUCCACGACCCGGACGACGGCCGCAAGUGGUUCGUCAACAUGCUGUGGGACCACCGCCGGCGGGCAGGCGGGCCGCAGAACCGCACGGCGUUUGCGGGCAUCGUCUUGCAAGAGUUUGACCCCAAGGCCGGGCGCCUCGUGGGCCCGCGCAAGAACAUCUACGGCGGCACGGCCCUCGCCCUGACCGAAGGCCCCCACCUGUACAAGCGCAACGGCGUGUUCUACCUGCUGACGGCCGAGGGCGGCACGGGCUACGACCACGCGGUGACCCUGGCGCGGUCGACGAGCGGCAGCGUGUGGGGGCCCUACGAGGAUCACCCGGACAAGUACAUCCUGACCAGCAAGGACCACCCGCUGACGGCGCUGCAGCGCGCGGGCCACGGCGACAUUGUGGACGUGGAGCAGCCGGACGGGUCGCUCAAGCCGUACGUGGUGCACCUGUGCUCGCGGCCCGUCACCCAGAAACGCCGAAACGUCUUGGGCCGCGAGACGGCCAUCCAGCCGGCCCACUGGGGCGACGACGGCUGGCUGUACCUGGACAACGGCAUCCUGCCCUCACUAUACGUGGACCUGCCCGGCGCGCGCGACGACGACCCGGCCACGAGCGCGUACUGGCAGCCCACGACGUACACGUGGAAGGACGCGGACCUCGCGGCGGUCGACUACAGCGCCAUCAACGGCGCGGUGGCGUCCAAGCUGCACCCGGACCUGCAGUGGCUGCGGCUGCCGGACCCGUCGCGCCUCUUUUCGAUUGCGGGCGGCCAGCUCGUGCUGCACGGCCGCGAGUCCAUCGGGUCGUGGUUCGAGCAGGCGCUCGUGGCGCGGCGGCAGACGCACUUUUCGUACGACGCCGAGGCCGUGCUCGACGACUACCAGCCCGAGGACGAGCGCCAGUUUGCCGGGCUGACGGUGUACUACAGCCGGUACAACUUUUUCUACUUGACCGUGACGGCGGCGACGCCCGAGGACGCGGGCGUGUUCCCCAAGGGCGACCAGAAGCCCGGCCGCGAGCUGCAGCUCCUGACCUCGGAGGUGUCGUUUCCCAACGGCGCGCUCGAGACCCCGCUGGCGCCGGGCGUGCCGCUGCCGGCCACGGGCAAGGUACGGCUGGCGGCGCAGGUGCGUGGCGGCCAGAGGCUGCAGUUCCUGUACGCGACGGAGGCGGACCCGGAGCUCAAGCCGGUGGGCCCCGUGUACGACGCGUCGAUUGUGUCGGACGAGUGCGGCGGGCACCCGGUGCACGGCAGCUUUACGGGCGCGUUUGUGGGCAUGGCGGCGACGGACCUCAACGGCACGGCCCUGGACGCGCGGUUCGACCAGUUUGUGUACCGGCCGCAGCAUGACCCGCUGGACCGAGAAGAUGGCUCGCAGAAAAGGGAGAGGGAGGUACUCACCGAUCAGGAUGGUCGUGCCGUUGGCGUAGUCGGCGCGCACGGCAUACAGGUAGGCCUCGGCAACGUGGUCGGGCGUCGCCACAAAGCCGACACUCAGCGCCUCGCCGCCCUUGCGGAACGUCUCCGCCUGCGCCUCCUUGCUCUGGCCCAGCUUGUCCCACAGCUCCGUCUGGACCAGGCCGGGCACCACGGUGUUGACGCGCACCUUCUUGUUCGUGCCGCCCGGCGCGCCCUGGGCCAGCUCGACGGCCAGGCCCUGGGUCAGGUUGAUGACGCCGGCAUUGAGCGCGCCGCCCAGCACGGCGCCGGGGCGCGCGCGCAGGGCCGCGGCGCCGGACGUGAGCGUCAGGGAGCCGCCGGGGCGGAUGAUGUCGUGCUUGACGAGAAUCUUGCCGACGACGAUGCUGCCCCAGAACUUGACGCCGAACAGGUGCUUGGCGUCGUCCAGGUUGGCGUCGGCCAGGGGGCCGCGGAUGAUCUGGUCGACGGCCGAGAACACGACGUGGUCCACGGGCGCCAGGGCCUGCAGGGCGGCCGUGAAGGCGGCCUCGUCGCGGACGUUGGCGACGACGCCGGCCGGGGCCACGGCGGACGCGCCGCCGACCUCAACGGCCGUCUUGCUGAGCCGCUGGACGGCGUCGUCGACGCGCGCCUGCGACGACGACACAAUGGUGACGUGCGCGCCGACGGCAAUAAACGCCUCGGCGGCGCCGAAGCCGAUGCUGUUGCAAAGGGUCAGUUGUGUGCGCUGUGUGCAUGGUGCGCACGGCGCGCGGAACUCACCCCGACGAGCCGCCAAUGA